Messenger RNA from Komagataella phaffii GS115, 1152 nucleotides. RefSeq lists its product as uncharacterized. Gene Ontology annotation, cellular component: cytosol. The coding region runs from base 1 to 1152 and encodes 383 amino acids. The record is from RefSeq and is a predicted model, not a curated record. The transcript has 2 exons. Lineage: Eukaryota; Fungi; Ascomycota; Pichiomycetes; Pichiales; Pichiaceae. Gene Ontology annotation, molecular function: polyubiquitin modification-dependent protein binding. Gene Ontology annotation, biological process: ubiquitin-dependent protein catabolic process.
AUGUCCCAAGAGAUCCAAGUAUUUAUAAAGGCCUCAGGUAACCAAGAAUACGAGCUUACCGUGGAUCCUUCCAUAACUGUCGAAGAGUUCAAAGGAAAGAUUGCCGAGGUAUCUGAUAUUCCUGCAGACCGUCAGAGACUGAUCUAUUCUGGUAGAGCUCUUAAGGAUGCAGACACUCUCAACUUUUACAAAGUCCAGUCUGGUCAUACCAUCCACUUGGUGAAAAGCGCCCCUAAGAAUGAUGGUGGAUCAGCCUCGGUGGCGAAUGCUAAUAACUCCACAUCAACAUCUACUGGUGCUGCUAACAAUACAAGCUCUGCACCUUCAAACAUAGCUGCUGGUCAAGGUGCAUUUAAUCCUCUAGCUGGACUUACUGGAGCAAGGUAUGCCGGGAUGGAUGUCCCAAUGCCAAGUGCUUCCAUGUUUGGUCCAGAUGGAGGUAUGGGCCCCAUGCCUGAUGAAAACCAAAUAGCAGAAAUGAUGGAAUCUCCCAUGGUGCAAGAAAGUAUGAGGAACAUGCUUUCAGAUCCUCAGAUGGUUGAGUUUAUGAUACAACAAUCUCCGCAGCUACAGCAGUUGGGUCCGUAUGCUAGAGAAAUGUUACAGAGCGAACAAUUUAGGCAGAUGAUGACUAAUCCACAACUGAUGAGGCAGAUGUCAUCCAUGAGGCACAUGUUUGGUGGUGCUGAAGCUGGAGCUGCCUCAUUUCCUGCUCCAGGUGCCAAUCCAACUUUGGAAAGAAAUACAUCGGAGAAUAAUGCAGGCUCUGCAACUGAUUCUGAAGCAAAUGCUGCACCAACAAAUGACAACACUAACAACAACAACAGCACCACGACUAAUGCGACAGGCAUAAACCCAUUCUCUGCCCUACUUAACUCUUCGAAUCCUUAUGCAGCCAUGUUGAACCAAUCUGGAGGCAAUGCGCCUCCAUUGCCUAAUACCGGAAACAUGCAGUUGUUUAAUUCUCUGUUUUCUGGGGGAGCUGCGCCACCUGCUGAAACAGAUACCCGACCACCAGAGGAAAGAUACGAGACUCAACUCCGUCAAUUGAAUGACAUGGGGUUCACUGAUUUUGAGAGUAAUGUUGCUGCAUUGAGACGUGCCGGUGGAUCAGUACAAGGUGCUGUCAAUAACCUGUUGAAUGGUAGUUAG